CCCAUAACAAGAAGGACCCAGCCUCCGAGCGGCCACACCCUGUGUGUCUCUGUCCUGCCAGCACCGAGGGUUCAUCCAUCUGCGGAGCCCGGGGCCACUGGGAGGAGACGCCAUGACCCCCGCCCUCACAGCCCUGCUCUGCCUUGGGCUGAGUCUGGACACCAGGACCCACGUGCAGGCAGGGCCCCUCCCCAAACCCACCCUCUGGGCUGAGCCAGGCUCUGUGAUCAUCCGGGGGAACCCCGUGACCAUCUGGUGUCGGGGGACCCUGGAGGCCCAGGAGUACCGUCUGGAUAAAGAGGGAAGUACAGAGCCCUGGGACACACAGAAACCACUGGAGCCCAGGAACAAGGCCAGAUUCUCCAUCCCAUACACGACAGAGCACCAUGCAGGGAGAUUUCACUGUUACUAUCUCAGCCCUGAAGGCCGGUCAGAGCCCAGUGACCCCCUGGAGCUGGUGGUGACAGGAUUCUACAGCAAACCCACCCUCUCAGUCCUGCCCAGCCCUGUGGUGGCCUCAGGAGGGAACGUGACCCUCCAAUGUGGCUCACCGAAGGGAUAUCACCAUUUUGUUCUGAUUGAGGAAGGAGAACACAGGCUCCCCCAGACCCUGGACUCACAGCAGCUCCACAGUGGGCAGUUCCAGGCCCUGUUCCCUGUGGGCCCCGUGACCCCCAGCCACAGGUGGACGUUCAGAUGCUAUUAGUAUUAUAGGAACACCCCCCAGGUGUGGUCCCACCGCAGUGACCCCCUGGAGAUUCUGGCCUCAGGCGUGUCUAGGAAGCCCUCCCUCCUGACCCUGCAGGGCCCUGUCGUGGUCCCUGGAGAGACCUUGAUCCUGCAGUGUGGCUCUAACGUCGGCUAUGACAGAUUUGCUCUGUACAAGGAGGGGGAACGUGACUUCCUCCAGCGCCCUGGUCAGCAGCCCCAGGCUGGGUUCUCCCAGGCCAACUUCACCCUGAGCCCUGUGAGGGGCUCCCACGGGGGCCAGUACAGAUGCUACGGUGCACACAACCUCUCCUCCGAGUGGUCGGCCCCCAGUGACCCCCUGGACAUCCUGAUCGCAGGACACUUCUAUGACACGGUUUCCCUCUCGGUGCAGCCGGGCCCCACGGUGGCCUCAGGAGAGAACGUGACCCUGCUGUGUCAGUCAUGGGGACAGUUCCACACUUUCCUUCUGACCAAGGAGGGGGCAGCCCAUCCCCUGCUGCGUCUGAGAUCAGAGCACCAGGCUCAGCAGCACCAGGCUGAAUUCCCCAUGGGUCCUGUAACCUCAGCCCACGCGGGGACCUACAGGUGCUACAGCUCACACAGCUCCAACCCCCACCUGCUGUCUGUCCCCAGUGACCCCCUGGAGCUCGUGGUCUCAGGACCCUCUGGAGACUCCAGCCCCCCACCCACAGGGCCACGCUCCACACCUGGUCUGGGGAGAUACCUGGAGGCUUUGAUUGGGGUCUCGGUGGCCUUCGUCCUGCUGCUCUUCCUCCUCCUCUUCCUCGUCCUCCGACGUCAACGUCAGAGCAAACACAAGAUAUCGGACCAGAGGAAGACUGAUUUCCAGCGUCCUGCAGGGGCUGCGGAGCCAGAGCCCAAGGACAGGGGCCUGCUGAGGAGGUCCAGCGCAGCUGCUGACGUCCAGGAAGAAAAUCUCUAUGCUGCCGUGAAGGACACACAGCCUGAGGACGGGGUGGAGCUGGACAGUCAGAGACCACCCGAUGAAGACCCCCAGACAGUGACAUACGCCCAGGUGAAACACUCCGGACCUAGGAGAGAAAUGGCCUCCCCUCCCUCCUCACUGUCCGAGGAAUUCCUGGACACAAAGGACACACAGGCGGAAGAGGACAGGCCGAUGGACACUCAGGCUGCUGCAUCUGAAGACCCCCAGGAUGUGACCUACGCCCAGCUGCAGAGCUUGACCCUCAGACGGGAGGCAACUGAGCCUCCUCCAACCCAGGAAGGGGAAUCUCCAGCUGAGCCCAGCGUCUACGCCACCUUGGCCAUCCACUAGCCCGGAGGGGACCCAGACCCCACACUCAGCAGAAGGAGACUCGGGACUGCUGAAGGCACAGGAGCUGCCCCCAGUGGACACCAGUGAACCCCAGUCAGCCUGGACCCCUAACACAGACCACGAGGAGACGCUGGGAACUUGUGGGACUCACCAAAGAUGACUAAUACCGUCGCAUUUUGGAAAUAAAGCAACAGACUUCUCAAUAAUCAAUGAGUUAAUAA
Molecule: messenger RNA, 2229 nt
Organism: Mandrillus leucophaeus (drill)
Lineage: Eukaryota; Metazoa; Chordata; Mammalia; Primates; Cercopithecidae
Gene: LILRB3
Product: leukocyte immunoglobulin-like receptor, subfamily B (with TM and ITIM domains), member 3
Exons: 13
Source: RefSeq, a predicted model, not a curated record